CAUGCCCUGGUCAGCUAAAUAAAUGGACCAUGGCUCUUUCACACCUGAGCAGCCAUCAUCAGAUUGGUCAUUUACAACACACAAUCAGUCUUAAAAGUUCUAUUUAUGCUUCCAGAAGAAAAGAAAGAUUUUUACCUGCUGUCUGAGGAAGCAAAAGUUGGUCUGCACUAUAUACACACACACACAGACACAUAUAUAUUUAAUACAUGUAUGAAAGAGAGUUGGUCAUCUGCAGUAAGUGAUGAGUCCAAAAGUUGGCGGUUGGGUAUUGACUCUGAAGUUGUGAAGUCCUCAAAGUUUGGAGUUUGUUAGAAUUGUCUGAGGCGUUCGAGCAAACAAGCACAAUCUGUAGAGGAUGUGGAUUUUUGGAUGGAAAGGCCCAUCUGGGUUCUCUGCUCGUUCCACAGCAGAGGAAGUUACUCAAGGAAUUGAUGGAACUGGUCUCACUGCCAUUGUUACAGGAGCAUCGAGUGGUAUUGGCGCGGAGACAACACGAGUUCUUGCGCUGUGUGGUGUUAAUACCAUUAUGGCAGUAAGGAAUUUGAACGCUGGAAAGAAUGUGAAAGAAGAAAUAACUAAGAAAAUCCCAACUGCAAAAAUUGAUGUCAUGGAAUUAGAUCUCAGUUCAUUGGCAUCAGUGCGAAAAUUCGCGUCGGAUUAUAACUCAUCUGGUCUUCCUUUGAAUAUCCUCAUUAACAAUGCAGGGAUAAUGGGAGCUCCAUUUGCACUUUCUGAAGAUAACAUUGAAAUGCAUUUUGCAACCAAUCAUUUAGGUCAUUUUCUUUUGACAAACCUUUUGUUGGACACCAUGAAAAAGACAUCAAGAAAAAGCAGUAGAGAGGGAAGGAUUGUGAAUGUGUCAUCAGAGGCUCAUCGGUUUACAUGUUCCGAAGGGAUUGCUUUCGACAAGAUAAACGACAAGUCAAGCUACAAGAUUAUGCAAGCUUAUGGACAAUCAAAGCUUGCCAACAUAUUGCAUUCCAACGAGCUUUCAAGGAUUUUGAAGUCAGAAGAAGUGAAUAUAACUUCAAAUUCAGUUCAUCCUGGAGCAGUUGCUACAAAUAUUCUUCGCAGCUCUGGUUUCUUCUUUGAUGUUGUGAGAGUGCUUGGAAAAUAUGUGCUUCAAUACAUGGUCAAAACGCCUCAGCAGGGAGCAGCAACACAGUGCUAUGUGGCAUUGCAUCCACAGCUUCAAGGAGUAACCGGCGAGUAUUUUGUGGACAGUAACAAAGCCAAUCCAAGCUCUCUGGCUAAGGACGCGGAAUUGGCCAAGAAGCACUGGGAUUUUAGCUUGAGCUUAACCAAGCAAAAGUAGUUGGAUUUUAGAAUUUUCAAUGUAUACCUCACCCAUUUGUUUCAUAGGUUCGAACUGUUAUUCAAACCUUUUUGUUAAAAUAUUUUCUCUCACAAAAAUUAAAUUUAUGUUCAAACUUUUCUGUUUAA
Messenger RNA from Morus notabilis, 1443 nucleotides. RefSeq names its product short-chain dehydrogenase TIC 32, chloroplastic. NCBI's taxonomy places the organism in Eukaryota, Viridiplantae, Streptophyta, Magnoliopsida, Rosales, Moraceae. Bases 356 to 1315 code for a protein of 319 amino acids. The record is from RefSeq and is a predicted model, not a curated record. The transcript is spliced from 8 exons.